This is a messenger RNA of Orycteropus afer afer, 1947 nucleotides long. It is a transcript of the gene DCLK3, whose product is annotated as doublecortin like kinase 3. The record is from RefSeq and is a predicted model, not a curated record. Gene Ontology annotation, biological process: intracellular signal transduction; protein phosphorylation. Lineage: Eukaryota; Metazoa; Chordata; Mammalia; Tubulidentata; Orycteropodidae. Gene Ontology annotation, molecular function: ATP binding; protein kinase activity.
AUGGGAAAAGAACCAUUGACAUUGAAGAACAUUCAGAUGGCUAUAGAAGAACUGUACCCCAACAAAGCCCGGGCUUUGACACUGACUCCACACAGCCGAGCCCCUUCCCCAAGGCUGAGGAACAGGCUUUAUAGCAAGGCUCUGAAAGGGGGUCAUCACUGUGGGGAGACAGAGAUCACCAAGAGCUGUGGUGAGGCUGCUGGGUCCAAGGUGGCCACCAGGCAUCCAGGAAAAACUUCUGUGGAGCCAGCGCUGGAGGACAGGGCGAGGGCCCAGAAGAACUGGGUGAGGGGGAAGUGGGAACCUGAAUCUAAUAGCAAGCCCCCCAGGGAAGCUACUCAAGAGGAAAGGCUUGCAAGUGGAGAGAAGCACCUUGGGGUGGAGAUAGAAAAAACCUCGGGGGAAAUUAUCAGAUGUGAGAAGUGCAAGAGAGAGAGAGAACUCCAGCAGAGCCUGCAGAGGGAGAGGCUCUCCAUGGGGACCAGCGAGCUGGACAUGGGCAAGUCCUCAAGGUAUGAUGUGGAGAAGCUGGUCAGGACAAGAAGCUGCAGGAGAUCUCCUGAGGUGAACCCUUCAGGUGGGGAGGAAGGAUGGAAGGGUGACAGCCACAGAAGCAGUCCCAGGAAUCCCACUCAAGACAUGAGGAGACCUAGCAAGAACAUGGAGAAGAAAGAGGACAGAGACCCAGAAGGUCAAGAAAGUCAUCCUCCAGGAGCAGUGAAGACUAAGACAGAACUUGUGGAUGCUCAGCCAGUCACAGAUGAGGGGCUAAGGGAAGUGAAGAAAGACACCAGGAAUGUCUGCAGGAACAAGCAUGGUGGCUGGCUCCUGAGAGAGCAACGGGCUGACUCUGAGAAGCUGCCUAGGACCCGAGGUGAGGAGAAGGAGGCUGAGAAGGAGAAAAAGGUGUGUACGUCAGGAGGGAGAAAAAUGGUUCUCAGAGAUGACGACCCUGCAAGGGUAGAAAAGGAGCCCAAGACAAGACCAGAAGAAAACAAGUCUGAACGACCACUGGGCCGGAAGACACGGCCCAAGGGCAUCAUCUCAGCUGACGUAGGGAAGCAUUAUGAGACUGGCCGGGUCAUUGGUGAUGGGAAUUUUGCCAUAGUGAAGGAGUGUAGGCAUCGAGAAACCAAGCAGGCCUAUGCAAUGAAGAUAAUCGACAAGUCUAAACUCAAAGGAAAGGAGGACAUGGUUGACAGCGAGAUCUUGAUUAUUCAGAGCCUCUCUCAUCCCAACAUAGUGAAAUUACAUGAAGUAUACGAAACUGAAACGGAAAUCUAUCUGAUCAUGGAGUAUGUGCAGGGAGGUGAUCUUUUUGAUGCAAUCAUAGAAAAUGUGAAGUUUCCAGAACGAGAUGCUGCCCUAAUGAUCAUGGACUUAUGUAAGGCACUCGUCCACAUGCACGACAAAAGCAUUGUCCAUCGAGAUCUCAAGCCAGAAAACCUUUUGGUUCAGCGAAAUGAGGACAAAUCUACCACCUUGAAACUAGCUGAUUUUGGUCUUGCAAAGUUUGUGGUGAGACCCAUAUUUACUGUGUGUGGGACUCCGACUUACGUAGCUCCUGAAAUUCUUUCUGAGAAAGGUUACGGGCUGGAAGUGGACAUGUGGGCUGCAGGCGUGAUCCUCUACAUCCUACUUUGUGGCUUCCCCCCAUUCCGCAGCCCAGAGAAGGACCAGGAUGAGCUCUUUAACAUCAUACAGCUGGGACACUUUGAGUUCCUCACCCCUUAUUGGGACAAUAUCUCAGAAGCUGCCAAAGAUCUGGUGAGCCACUUGCUGGUGGUAGACCCCAAAAAGCGUUACACGGCCCACCAGGUUCUACAGCACCCCUGGAUUGAAGCUGUUGGAAAGACCAACACAGCAAACCUGCAGAAGGAGGUGUCCGUUAGCAGUGAGGGCCACUUCCGGACCCAGCACAAGAGGGCUGCAGAGGAGCCAUUGUAG